AUGAAGUUGGAUGAUGCAUUGUGGGCAUAUAGCACUGCAUAUAAAACUCCCAUUGGAAUAACACCCUUCUGCCUGGUUUAUGGAAAAUCCUGCCACCUCCCUAUCGAACUUGAACACAAGGCCUAUUGGGCAAUCCAGACCCUAAAUUUUGACUUAAAGGCUGCUGGUGAAAAAAGGCUUCUACAGCUCAAUGAGCUAGAAGAAAUCAGGCAAGAUACCUAUGAGAAUGCUAGGAUCUUCAAGUAUAAGACCAAAAGAUGGCAUGACAGACGCAUAUCAAGGAAAGAGAUCAAAGAGGGAGACCUUGUCCUACUGUUCAAUUCCAGAUUAAAACUCUUCCCAGGGAAGUUGAGGUCAAGAUGGUCCGGACCCUUUAAGGUUACUCAAGUCUUCUCACAUGGAGCAGUAGAAGCAUGGAGUGAAACCUCCGGUGCCUUCAAGGUUAAUGGGCAGUGA
Hevea brasiliensis (rubber tree) is the source of this 456-nucleotide messenger RNA. RefSeq lists its product as uncharacterized. Lineage: Eukaryota; Viridiplantae; Streptophyta; Magnoliopsida; Malpighiales; Euphorbiaceae. The record is from RefSeq and is a predicted model, not a curated record. The transcript has a single exon. Bases 1 to 456 code for a protein of 151 amino acids. Gene Ontology annotation, molecular function: nucleic acid binding.